AUGAGUUGCACAAUUGAGCGAGCCUUGGCAGAUGCCAAAGCUCUGGUGGAGCGGCUAAGGGAACAUGACAACGCAGCAGAAGCCCUUAUUGAACAGACGACAGCUCUUAACAAGCGGGUUGAAGCAAUGAAACAGUACCAAGAAGAAAUUCAAGAGCUCAAUGAAGUAGCAAGACAUCGCCCUCGGUCAAUGUUAGUGAUGGGUAUCCAGCAAGAAAACAGGCAGAUUAGGGAAUUACAACAGGAAAAUAAAGAACUACGCACGUCUCUUGAAGAACAUCAGUCUGCUUUGGAACUCAUAAUGAGCAAGUACAGAGAACAGAUGUUUAGGUUGCUUAUGGCAAGCAAAAAGGAUGAUCCAAGUAUAAUAAUGAAGUUAAAAGAACAACAUUCCAAGGAGCUGCAAGUGCACAUGGACCAGAUCACAGAAAUGGCAGCAGUGAUGAGAAAAGCCAUUGAAAUUGAUGAAAAGCAGGGCUGUAAAGAGCAGGAACGUAUCACUCAGCUCGAGCAGGAAAACAAAGGCUUGAGAGAAAUUCUGCAGAUAACUAGAGAAUCAUUUCUGAACCUCAAGAAAGAAGAUGCAUCAGAGAGCACAUCCCUGUCAGGAUUAGUAACAAGCAGUGAUUUGAGCCUGAGGAAAAGCUGAAGACUAUGGAAGUCAACAAGCUUCAGUUGCACACUUUACAGAGUAUCAGGGGGUCACUUGUCAAGCACUUGUUACUGAAUAGGGCACCAGCAAGAUAAUGCAUCUGAAACUCCAGUUUAGUGGCUUUUAUACUGUGUAAAAUGAAAUCUGUGUUCUGCAAAAUCCUUAGCGACAGAUCGAUUGCCAUAGAUCUGACUUCAGUGGGAAAUGGAUUAGUGCACUUACUGAAUUGGGAAUUAUUUUUAUAUUAACUCAUUUUACAGAUAAGACAAGCUUUCACAUUAUUUAUAUAAAUUCUUGCUCAUACA
Messenger RNA from Merops nubicus (carmine bee-eater), 956 nucleotides. It is a transcript of the gene FGFR1OP2, whose product is annotated as FGFR1 oncogene partner 2. The record is from RefSeq and is a predicted model, not a curated record. Lineage: Eukaryota; Metazoa; Chordata; Aves; Coraciiformes; Meropidae. Gene Ontology annotation, biological process: response to wounding. The coding region runs from base 1 to 648 and encodes 215 amino acids. The transcript is spliced from 5 exons.